GUAGAGUGACUCUAGGGGCGCAUGAGCGCAGCGCGCAGCGGGCUGCCGGGUGGCGCGGAACUGCUGCGCAGCUCGCGGGGGCAGUAAGCCGGCACCGCGCUGGCUGGGCCCGCGGCCGCAGGUUUCUGAGAUGGUAACGCAUGCAAGCUCCGGAUUCCUGUACAGGAUGCAUCCUCACUAAGUGAGACUCGGUUUUCUGGCUGGUUUCUGAUGCUAAAUGAGUUCAACUGGGCGAAGCACGCAUUCUCACAAAAGCAGAGCGCACAGUUUAAAUUCCCUUCCUUGCUAAUUGGAGAAGAUUUUAAAUACAUGAAGGAACCAGAGUUUGACUAAAUUGCUUAUACAUUUCUUCGCACAUGCAGCAUUGGGGGGAAAAGGACUGCCUCUGAAUCGCAGUCCAGAAAGAAGAAAUAAUCAUUUUGAUUUAAGUUGAACAUUUGUCUCUAAGAUUAAGAAAACCGCCAUGCCCGUGCUUUCAGAAGACUCAGGAUUACACGAAACUUUGGCUCUGUUGACCUCUCAACUAAGACCUGACUCAAAUCAUAAAGAGGAAAUGGGAUUCCUUCGGGAUGUCUUCAGUGAAAAGAGUCUCAGUUACCUAAUGAAGAUUCAUGAAAAACUCCGUCAUUAUGAAAGACAGAGUCCAACUCCUGUUUUACACAGUGCAGCAGGAUUAGUCGAAGAUGUAAUAGAAGAAUUGCAGACAGCACCAGUGAAUAAUGAAGAAAAAGAGCUACUUCAGCUGUUGUCAACACCACAUCUCAGGGCAAUGCUUGUCGUACACGACACUGUAGCACAGAAGAACUUUGAUCCAGUCCUUCCACCUCUGCCCGAUAACUUUGAUGAUGAUUUUGAUGAAGAAUCGGUGAAAAUUGUUCGGCUAGUGAAAAAUAAAGAACCUUUGGGAGCUACCAUCAGAAGAGAUGAGCAUACAGGGGCUGUGAUUGUAGCAAGGAUCAUGAGAGGUGGUGCAGCUGAUCGCAGUGGUCUUGUCCAUGUUGGAGAUGAACUGAGAGAAGUCAAUGGUAUUGCUGUGCUUCACAAACGACCCGAAGAAAUUAGUCAGAUUUUGGCUCAGUCUCAGGGAUCAAUAAUAUUAAAAAUAAUUCCAGCUAUCAAAGAAGAAGAUCGUCUAAAGGACAGCAAGGUUUUUAUGAGGGCACUUUUCUGCUAUAAUCCCAAAGAAGACAGAGCCAUUCCCUGCCAAGAGGCUGGGCUGCCAUUUAAGAAACGACACAUCCUGGAAGUUGUAAGCCAAGAUGAUCCCACAUGGUGGCAAGCAAAGCGUGUUGGAGAUACCAACCUCAGGGCAGGCUUGAUCCCCUCAAAGCAAUUCCAAGAAAGACGACUGAGUUACAGAAGAACUGUAGGCACUCUGCAGAAUGCCAAAACUGUGAAGAAGCCACUGUAUGAUCAGUCUUCUGAUAAAGAGGACUGUGACUGUGAAGGAUAUUUCAACGGGCAGUACAUAGCUGGCUUACGCAGGAGCUUUAGAUUAAGUCGUAAAGAGAAGGAGAACAAUCAAAAUGAAGCAAAGCAAGCAGAGCAGGCAGACACAGCAGAGCUGCUAACAUAUGAAGAAGUCACUAAAUAUCAACAGCAGCCGGGUGAACAGCAGAGAUUGGUUGUUUUGAUUGGUUGUUUGGGGGCCAAAUUAAAUGAGCUCAAGCAGAAGGUUGUGUCAGAGAACCCGCAGGAGUAUGGUGUUGCAGUUCCACAUACAACCAGGUCAAAGAAAAGUCAUGAGAAGGAGGGAGUAGAAUACAAUUUUGUGUCUAAGCAAUCAUUUGAGACAGAUGUCCAACAAAACAAAUUUGUGGAACAUGGAGAAUACAAAGAAAAUCUGUACGGCACAAGUCUGGAGGCAAUCCGGUCCGUGAUGGCCAAAAAGAAGGUUUGUUUGGUGGAUGUGGUACCUGAAGCAGUGAAGCACCUGAGGACUCCUGAGUUUAAGCCUUAUGUUAUCUUUGUGAAGCCUCUCAUUCCAGAGAAGAAAAAGCAUGCUCUAAAAUCUCCUGUGUCAGAAGAACUCUCAACCCCCCUUCAGGAUGAAGAACAGCAGGAAAUUAUUAAUUCAGCAGCAUUCAUUGAAGAGCAGUAUGGCCAUUUAAUUGACACUAUACUGGUGAAAGAAGAUCUCCAGAGUGCAUGUAAUCAGCUGAAAACUGUGCUAGAGACACUAAACAAGGAUUCAUUUUGGGUGCCAGUCAACUGGGUUAGGUCAUAGCCAGUUACCGUCUGCUUAAAGGACGGACUGAAUAAGUGUCUUGUAAAUAUGUGAAUUAUAAAAGGGAAACGUCAUUCACUUCAAAGCUGCCAUUCUAACUAGAAAAUAACAUAUAGAAACUGUAUUAGAAGAACUAAACAAAGUAAGUCAGAAGCAGACACUGCCUUCCUGAAUCAGAAUUUUUUGUGGUAGCUGUCAUUCAAAACUGAACACUCAGUCUAAACAGAUUAGUAAAAGAUUUGGAGUGACUUUUAGACUGUAAGUGAUGCAUUUUGUAAGGUAAAACUUCACAGAGGGUCCCACACUUUCAAAGCAUUUAAGCAGUGCCUGGACCCUAACAAUCUGGAAUUCUCAGCCUCUGGCCAAAUAGUACUGUGUGGCUAGAGUUAAGGCAUCCCAAACUAGGUACUUUUCAGGGAUCAGUCUACCUACAGAACAAGCUACUUAAACUAGGUGGGAGGGAUAUCCUUUGGAGAGUGCUUACACCAUUUCAGCUGCUUAGAAAUUCAGCUGGCUGAAAGGUCAGCAAGACAUGUUUCCCUUCUCAGAAUCAUUAGUUGCAAAUCCUUUCCAAUUAGGAACCAAACUAGGUCAGCUAUGUAAGUUGUAUAUAUUUUAGCAGCUGAAAGAGGGGGGGUUCUCAAUGCCCAUCCCACAUUUCCCAGGGCUUCUGGUUGUCUUGCACGGGUAGUCUGCUCAUCCAUAGCUUAUGCCCACUUUCCCAGUCUCUUCCUGCUGACACAGGCCAAACAUUAAGCAACCUGUGAACACACCUGUGUGACUAUCCAUCUCAUAAUAAACUGGAGAUGUUCUUUUGCCUACGUGAAAAUUACUCUAUGUGACUUGAGACAGGCCUUCAAGAAGCUUCUUAUCCGCAAGGCACCGUUAGAAAUGCCACCUGAUGGGAUACUAGACGGACACCAACAUAGCAGCUCCAAAGAGGGCACUAAAAUGAGGAUACUAUGUAUCUGAGCUACAGCACCAAAUCUUCAUCCUUACAGCAGUUACAGAUGCCUUUGUUUCAACUCUGGUGAAGGGUUCCAGAGUAUGUAGUAGGCCACAUCAAGUCCUGAAGAGGAAAUCUUAACAGUUACAGGAUUUUGCAGAUAUUUCAGAAGACUUGAAUAUGCAGGAUUUUUAGGCAGGUAUAAAUAAGAAAAUGCAGAGAUACAGUUCUGAAAGCGCCUAUGCUUUAAAAGUCAUUGUUUGAUAGAUUUAUGAGUAUUGUGCAGGUCUACAUUAGAUAAAAUCAGUUGCUGUUUUCCUUUGCCUACUGAAUUGUAAUCUUUCAUACUUGCUCUGCCCUUUAAUAACAUCUUCUAAUGCACCAAUCCCAUUCUUUGCAUUUUAACACUAUCAUAUAAUUCUUGUUCCAGCACAUUCACUAAAACUAAGAACACUUCAUAUUAAAAAGCACGUUUCUUAUAUGCCAGUGUCACUGACUCUACGCUAAGUCUUCUCAGCCCCAAAAGUUGUGUAGGACAGUCGCCCAUAUCUGUCUUCACCAAAAAGCUCUACCCUGGCAACUUUCAUGUGUCUUCCUGACUAUCGGUGUUCAGGUUCCCAUUCAUGCAAGAAUAGCACCAUUCACAAGCAGAUAGCUGCUCUGGCUUUUCAGAGCAGAUACACCACAAGACCAGUGGCCUCUCAGCAAGUGUACAAGGACUCCUUCAUAUGCUGAUUGCCCAUCAGCUCUGUUGUCACAUCGCUCCUGUCUUGGCCCAGCACAGCCAUCAAGGGUAAGUGGCUAACAAAAGAAACUCACUGGCCAAAUGAAUUUUGUGACAGAUGUACCUUUAUCCUAUGAACAAUAGAGAGUAAUACUUUAAAAACUAUUUCAAAUGAACGUUUCAAAUGAAGUAGCCUUACGAAAAUAUCAAAUAGGCAGAGAUGCCUUUGUAUAAAUUGACUGAUGUUGCCAUAGAUAUCUAUUACACAUUACAAACAGCUUUUUUAGUCUGCAAGACAUAAGCAUUUGUAGGGGAUAUAGAUAAAAUUAUUUAAGGGUCAGAAUUCACUCAAAGAUUACUAUCCAACCACUUAAAAAAUUCCAAAGGACUAGCAAUAAAUAAAUAGUUUGCGAGCUUUAUGAUCUAACAUAGUCUAAUGGGGAACUAUUAAGAGAAGCAAGGCAAAUGAAAUACACAGGUAUAAUUGAAGUUACAGUAACUGAAAACUUAAGAUGUUAACAUGUAAUAUUGCUGUUAAAACUGAACUGGAAUAGUAUUGGUUAAAUAAUCUUCUAAACUGUGUGCAGGUAGCAAAUUCUAGAUGAAUGAACAUUCACCUUGGUGUUAAGUUGUGGCACUGUCAGAAACGUUUGGUUUCUAGAUGCAGGGUUUUUUCUAGGUUCAAGGUAAAGAAUGGUGAGAGGAUAGGUAUAUAUAUGUUAAAGUUUGAGGGUAGCUAAGAUGAGCAUUACUUGCAGGGGAAGAAAAAAACACAUUGAAUGCUCCUAUUUAUUCUAAAAUCCUAGCAAAAGAGUAUGCAGCAGAUAGCUAACGUUAUCAGAACAAGACUGAUUCUGACAAGAUUUUGAGUCCCUGCUGUUAGUCGUGCCUGGUAUAUUCUCCUGCAAUUAGAGCAAAAAAAGGUGAGAAGAGAUUAUAAAGAAAAACAGAAUGCAAAUGUACUCUUAAUUCAAAGCCCUGCUUUGUGAGUAGUCCCAAGUCAUAGCAAACCAAACCUCCUCUCCCUUAUCCCUCUCCCUCCCUUGCUCACACUUACAAAUUAAUGUAGUCUUUCAUAUUUCUUUCUGUGAUUGAUAGUAUCAGAGGAUGAACCUUGGUUAAUGUCUGCACUGCCUGAAAUUUUCAGGCAGUCUUCUGUCCGUAUACUGACCAUAUCUGAAACUGCUUCCCUUUUGAAACUUAAGGUGUGUACAGUACAGCCAAGGAACAUUUCAGUCAAUGAGACCAAACGUACAUUCAGGUGGUUUUGAAGAAUCAUUUUCUCCAGCCAAAUUUGCAAUAGAAUUAAGAUGACAACUUCCUAUAAAAUAUAUCACUUUUCAUAUGAUCAUGAAAUGCACACAGAUUAGAUCCCUGAUAUCUCAAACAGCUUCUCAUGUGACAUGUGCAUUGCUUUAUAAAAUUAAACCUUCUGAGGUAAAACAGCAUACCUAGUUCUCUUGCGAGGUGAUAAGGUAUCGUGUCGUAUUCCGUAUGAAGUGCCCAGUGUUCUGCCAUAAAAAGAAAAAAAUGCCAUGGAUUUUGUCAUUGAGACUAAUUAGGCAUUACAAGAAAACUGUUAUGACUGUAAUUAAUAGAAGUACACUAUCUAAUUUUCAUCCUUUUUUACCUUCUCUUGCAUAUCCCCUUCUCUUUGUAUGCCAAUGAUUGAUUAGUGUUCUUAGUCCAGUCUCCUGUAGAUUACUUACUCAAUUCAGCAGUCAGUAGUUAUGCAGUGCCGAGUUGGCCAUAGGCUUUAGGAAUUUCAGUUUCUGAGACCUUGAGUUACAGUGUCUUCAUCCUAAUUGUCAGAGGUUCCAAGUCCCAGAAUGCUAGCAGAAUGAGUUAGCAGUAUAGUGCUAUCUUCACCUUUUAGCACCAAGCAAACAUGACUAGUCUGUGGCCAUCGACUGUAAUCAGAGAGUUAACUAAUGUGGUUUUUUUAAGCUUACUUGGAGCAUGAUACGCCUCAUGGAACAAGUGUGGCCAUGGUCAUUGCCACAGAGCAACCAGAGGAAGUAGUAUGUUUAAAAGUAUACCGACCUGCUGCACAGGGUCAUGGCAUUCUGAAAUGUUCUUAGUGUGGUUAGGGGAAAUGAACAAAUCCUGGGUUCUGCUUGAAUCACUUAAACUUCACAGGACAGAAGUGUGAGGCACUAAAGGCAUUUGGUCAUCAGGGUUCACAUCAGCUUCUUCAACUAAGGUCAAAUAAAACCACUGGCAGUCCAAAAAAACUUCCAGUAAUUGAAUUGUCCAAAAUGGGCUCAGAAAUUAAGUUUAAAAUACAAAAACUAAGCUAGUACAGUUACUGUGUAAAAAUUAGUAGCAUGUCUUCAACAUUUUUGCUUCUGAGAUGCUAUGCUUGUUCUUGCAUGUGUAAAGCUGUAACUUCAAACUGAAGAGUGAGUGAGAGGAGUUUAAUUCCAUUUACAGGAAAGUUAUUCUUAUCUUUUCAGAAUAGAAAACUAGCAUGCACUUUCACGGAAGCAUGAAGGAGAAAAUCCAUACACAAGGCUAUUCAUUAACAUGGACUGUAUGCUCUUCUUCUACCUCCUGCCUGAAAAUGUGCCCUAAAUUAUCAUACAGAUUAUUGAUACACAAUAUUUUAAUUAUUAGGUAUCAUUACUUUUUAUAACAAAUAUUAACUGCGCUUUUUUUUCCACUGAAGCCAGCUUAGUUUUUCUCUAGAAUGGGAUAAGAAGUAUAUAAGUUCAAAUAAUGCCCACCUUCAGGUGCUUUUUAAAACAAGCUAUCCAAGAUGCAUCACAUUAGUAUUUUACUCCAUUUAAAAAUACCUAAAAUUUGUUUUACUUCUUCAGAUAGCAUAGAAAAACUUGUUGCAGAGAACCUGAGGAGGAAUGAGGGGAAUAUGGUGCACAGCUCUAAAGAUGCUUUGCCUUACAGUUGUCAUCGCUAAUUGAGCAAAACCCACUGUAAAUUGUCUCGUAGUAAAAAAGACUGCAAUUAUAAAAACCUGUGAGCUUCUCAUAUUCUUAAUUAGCAAGUUGAAGAAGCAUAAGAAACCUGGCUAGAUUUCAGUGGCUUCAUAAACUUCCAGUAAAAUUUGACUGGAGUUGUUAUUGAAAUUAGGUUCCAUUUCUGUAAAGUGAAAGCAAGGCUCUCCUUUUGAUGAUCUUUAUAUAAAGAGACAGAACCUUGCAUUUAUUAUUCUACUGUACCUGAAAUUAAUAUUUUUGCUUGUGCACACGUAGGCAACAUGAAAAUUAAGGUUCGAAUGUAAUAUAAUGGCACACUUUUCUUUAUACUAAAAUAUUGGCAAUAUUCAUUGAGAAUACCAGAAUAAAAUUCAACUUCAGAAAGGCAGCCAUUACCACUAAGACUACCCAUCCUUUUUAUAUAUAGGCAGCUCUUCAACCCAGAUUUCUAACAUAAUUUUGUUUUAGGAAAUGCUCCCUUUUCUAAUUACCUAAUAUUUUCUGAUUAUUUUCUGAUUUAUUACGGUACAAUUUUUUCUAGUUCAGUAAUACAGACAGCUAAGUUGCUGCCAUUUUAAAGACAUCCCCACAGUAUUAAACUCUUCCCAUAUGUUUUCCUUAGUUUGAAGGUAUAAAGGAAUAAGGUACUAAACAAAAAUUAAUGUACGUGCCUGCCAACCGGUCUCAGACUUCUUAUGAUCAUAAGUAGGCUUACGGUCAACAAGCCUCUUCAGAACACCUUGGUUUUCCACAGUGAUCUUCACUAUUUCCCGGUUCUGCUUGUCUCUAUUUGAACUACAACCAAAAAUGAAUGAAAAUAAUUUUUAUUUUGGAAAAAAAUCAAUUUUCAGCACUUUCUUGUUAAUGCAAUCACAUUUGUAAGGCAAAUGUCAGACAGGUUGAACAAACUCAUUCCUCCCCUCCCUCCCAGCAACACCCCCUACCCCAAAUGGUGCCUUUCAGUGAAUCUUGCAGAGGUUGGCUUUGGUCAACAUUUCUGUAACAGCAGGACAAUGACUGAAUCUUUAUUGCGGCUCAUUGUCAUACCCUGUCCCUACACAGUUCUCUCUUAAUUCAGACUUACGUUACAUAAUUUCAGUUAAUGUAUUACAGUUUUCAGAACUGCAGGUACCUCCAAAUAGGUAAAGCAAUCUCAUGUACAAAGAUCUAAGAGAAUAGCUGUAUGCGGCAAGAAAGCAGCAACAGAACAGCUGUUAGGAAUAGGCAAGGGAAGACAAUGAUAAUACUUUGCUACUUGGCAAAAGAAUAUGUACCACAUGUGCAGACUCUUUCAGUGCAAAUAUAUGUGCAAGUAUACAAAUAGAAACCGGAAACAGCCUCACUGUCUUGCCCUAGAUGGCUGUUGUAAAAAGGAAUUGAGUGCGCGUGUGGGGAGGAACCGCAAUGACAAUGUUUGGAAUUGCAGUCCAUGCAUUCAAGCAGUUCAGGAAAAAAACUAGGAAAACUGAGGCUGGCAAAAAAAAAGAGGAGGAAAGCUAGUGAAAUCCCUACCAAGGAGCAAUAAUUCCAGUGUCUGGAUAGUAAAGGAAGAUGGGAAGCAUGAAUCUGUGAAAAAUGACAGUGGCUAGAGGAAGUUUAUGAAGAAGAAAGAAUGCAACACAAAAGCAUCUUAGUAGACACAUUUUGUGGUUCACUGAGUGUUUGUUGCAGGGAGGGGGGCGUAUGUGUGUGAGAGAGAUGGACGGACAUGUCCAAAGAGUCACAUUUUGCACAAAGAACAGACUAAGGGCAGAACUCCGUAGGAUACUGUGGCAGACAGGGCUGCAGAGAACUCGAGGAUGAGAAUGCAGUUGGGUUCCAAAAUAAAUGCAGAGAAUAAACUUUCACUUAAAAGGGAUUUAACUCUUGAGCAGAUGGGGUAGGAAGGUACUGCCACCUGAUAAAUGCUAAUUUAGCUUCCCUGUUAUUUAUAACCCCUUUUCAAGCAGAAAUAUUUCACCUCCAGGAGCUCCUCUGGGAGUAUAAUUUUGCCUGGGGCAGUGCAGCCUUGAAGAACAAUUCAGAGUGGAAAUUAAAGGCUGACAGCUAUAGUUCUGUUUUUUGUAAACUGUGAGUCCCUCCCCUAAAACUGCAUGGCACCCUUCCUACACAGAUGCGUACACGCACAGGAACUGCAGCAUUGUGCGUUCCUGGAACAAAUGGUAGUACCAGCUACCUCCUCCGAAAGCGCUCGUUCCAGCAGUCCACUUUCCCUGUCCCUCGGUGUAUCUCAGCUAGCCUCUCCAAGAGCUUCUUAUUAUCUCUUUCAAUUUGGCCAAUUCGCUUUUGAUCCUCCUGUGCCAGAGAUUCCAAGUUUGUAAUGUGCUUUAUAUUUUUCCUCAUGAAAAUCUUUACUGGGCUGGCCCUCACAGUUGUUAUGCUGCCCAUAUUCAUUGCCUGCAUAUAUUUUACACAUGGACAUACAUAUAAAAAAAUUUUAAAAAUCCCCUUACUUCUGCUCUCAACCAUUUCCAAAAUCACUAUGUUCUUGUUUUAUCACUGCUUCCUUGUUUUCCUUCUCCCACUGCUCUCCAUUUAUCUAUGUAUAUAAACAAACUAACAAGAUACAAAAGCAGGAUUACAUUCAAAAAAAAUUUUUUUCUGUCCUUAGCCUUUUUUGUUUAUUUUGUGACUCUCAAAGGCUGAAGAAAGCCCCCUGCUCUACAUUUACCUGAAGACUUUCCUGCUACUUGAGGCAUUAUUAUUAGGGGCAAGGGUGGGGGAGAACCACACAGUUAAAAAGUUAUCAAGUACCUGAAUCUUGCUUGGGUUAAAAUGUUGGUGGGUCUGUGCAUGUGGGGGCUUAUUAUCCACACGAAAUCUUGCUUAAAGAGAAAAAAAAAAAAGCUGUAUGUGGGGAAAAAAAAAAAAAAGUCUUAUGACACUACUGAGCCCCAAAUCCCUUCACCCAGCUUUUCCUUUGUCAGCAUCCCCCACAUACCAUGAAACAGCUUUUGCUGAGGAAAAGCACUACAGGGCUGCAUUCUUCCUGGACGCAGUGAAAACAGAAACAAUAUUUCAGGCAUGCAGUGACAGUAAGGCGAGUACUCAUUUCAGCACUACAGAACAGGAUCCUACUUUUCAGUAACAUUUUCUUACUUACACGCCAACCAAGUCAUACUGUGCCUAAACUGACAAUAAGUGAACUGCAAUGUGGUUUAGGGGUUUUCUGUCCACAAAAGCACAAGCUUGAACCAAAAUCUUCGCUUCAUCUCCUGUAUCAGUUUUAGCUCAUGUUUCAUCAGGAAGUCAAAUUCAUUUGAAAAUAGACAGCAUUCCACAAGUCUGCUUACUGACAUUAAUUAGCAUAUGGUCUUAGAACAUUUAGUUGUAAGGAGGACUUGCAUUUCCCAGCAGGAUGUCUACAAAUGUUUCAUUAUGAUCUCAGCUCCCAUUUUUCUACUUUUGUUUAAUUUAUAGUUUCUGAGAUGCUCAUCUAGUAGUUUUUCAGUAAAAAAAUAUCAGCUUCGUGUUAAAAAAAAAAACUAUUAACUGAAAUGUAGGGGUGCUAUAAUUUAAAAAAACACAUACCAAAUUCUAGCUUGUUCUUGUGAAUCAAGUAGCAGCACACAGCUUGCUCUUUAUGGCAGCUCUUUGCUUGCAACUGGCAACUAUGACAGGAUAGGCUAGAUACUGCACACUGCCCAUCUUUGCUUUUCUAACCUCCACUAUUGAGGAAGAUAAACCCUAUUACAAAUCUGACUGGCAGGAUCACUGAAAAUUGCCACAGAUACUGCUGCUAUGACAUCAGAAGCCAGUACAUGCCACAGGGAAAGUCCUGUGAGCAUGAACAGAUUGCUCUGGCAAAAUUAGACCACCAGAAGGUACCUUUUUCAUUACAUAUAAGUAUCCUGCAACAGGAACAGAAAUGCUUGAUUUCACAUUUUAUUUUGUAAAUCUGGAACUCUAUAGAGAUGUUUCUUGUAGCUACUAAUAGGAAUGAUUAUGAAUAUAUUACAUUACUACUUUCAGACCUGGCUAUGUUCAGAACUGAAUGAAAGACCCAUUGAUUUAGCUUGUUUCCCUCAGAAAUCACUAUGGUCAUCGCUAUAAACCAAACAAAUCCAUAAACUAAUCAAGAUGGGUUUUGUUUUGUUUUUCCCCCCAACUACAAGCAGAGGGAGCAUCCAUCGAGUAGGAGUGCAUUCACAGCAAACUGAAGCCCAGUAUGAAGGAAAAUGAUGUUCCUUUUAAAGGGGCAGCCAGCUGUUUAAUAUUCAAAAAAUAAGCCACUCUUAAAAAUGAGGCCAUACUGCCCUUCUAAGGCAGGCAGAUACCUGUUGCAGCAAAGACCAGCUAAGCAGUUUUGCCCACAUUCAACAGACAGCAACGGAACAUGUAGUCUUCUCUUCAGUCGCCUCCUUAUUCCCAGCAGACACACAGAAAAAAGUCGCUGCCUUUGUGACAGGAUCAGUGCAGAAGAGUCACAUGUGUCAUGAGAACAAAGCACAAGCAAAGAGCAGAGAAUGCACUAGGACCAUUACAUGGCCUGGUGAUCAGAAGUCAGUCAUCUCCACCUUCUCAUGACUCUUCUUCCUGGCCUGUCUACCUGGCUUUAUGUUUUUGUUAGUUGCCACGGCUUACCAGCUUCUCAAUUUGACUUCCUAGUUUUAUUUACUUGUGUCCAGGCUCUCCGUUUUUCACAUUUAUACCUGAGGACUCCAGACAAUCUUGUAUUAUGACAUGCUCACAUUUUGCAUAUGAACGCUCAGUAGCUUAAAACUCCAUACCCUCUGUGAGCUGUAUGCAGUGCGCCUAUCUAGAUGCUGUAGGUCACACCAGCAGAAACUGCUUUCUCGUUUAUUCUCUGACAAGCGGAUAUGAAUAGACAUUACUGCAAAGGGACACUUUAUAUACUGAAACCAAUAUGGAGAUGUAAGGAGCAGUCUUUCUGUAGACUGUAAGUAGAUACGUUUCCACAGCAUCUGCUAAGAACAUUAAAAGCCAUUAUAAGAUCCGACAACAUCUUCCUCAGACUAAGAUUUCAGCAGAGGGAAAUGCACAGGAAUGAUAUUGCAGCCACAUAGCCACUUACGUCCAUUGCAAGACAAACAGAAAUGGAUGCAAAAAUCUAAUACAUCAGGUAUUUCUAUACAAGUACUCUAGUGGCAGUGAUGUGCGCACGUGCACACACACGCACAUACUUUUCACAUAUGAAAGCAGCUCCAAGAAGAACAAAUUUGUGGAAAACAAGCUAGAAUAGCUCCAAAAUGAGGUAGAAGUUUAUACUUGUUUUAAGCCUUCUGUGUUGUAGUAGCACCCAUGACAAGUCACUGGUGUUAUUCAGGAAAGCACUCCUAUUACUACUUUAAAUUACCUUUAUAGCUAUGAAUCAUCAAAUUAUAUAACCUAAGACAGACAAGUCAGAACAAAGAAGUUAGUUUAUGUCCUGUAACAAAAGAGUGUCUUUGGAUCUGUUGCUUGUUUACAAGCGCUUCAGUUUAUGUUUUUAAUGUUGUCCCCAGAAUUCAAGUACUUUUAAAGCAUUACAAGCAGCCAACCAGAAGUCUUCUAGAAGCAUUAUUGCCAAGACGUGACUCUAAGAUAGCAUCUUCCAUGACUCAAAGUCUGUUUUCAAGAAAAGGCAGUGAGUUUAGGGGGGAAAAAAAGGAAAGAAGGCAGCUAGCUAGCAGAACUUCAUAACUGAAUAGGCAAUUAAGAAUCUCUUUCCAGUGGAAAAAUCUUCCACCACCAGCUGGCUUUAUUUUAACCCUAGUUUUAGUCCUGCAAUUGCUCAAUGAGAGCAGGAACACGAGUUUGCAGAGAGCUCUGUUAACAACAGCAAGGACCACACUGUAAACUGGCCCAAAAUGAUGACUCCAGAUCACCAGUGAUCCUCAGUACAAGUUAUUUAAGAGGAACAAGGGAUAAACCUACAACAUCCUUCACAGGCAAGUCUAUUUUUCCCCUUGCAGAAUGUUAUGAGAAUAUGUUUAUUCACUAGAACUCUGAAAUUAAGUAGUAACUCAACUUUCUCUCUGGGGACAUAUAGCAAUUUUCACUGCUUAAAAGCAUCUGGAAUAGGAAAAUAAUGUCAUUGCUCACAACUCCUGACAAUUACAUUCACAGGAACUUGGCUGCCUAGGAGCCUCCCAUGCCAUUGUGGGGAAGAGAAGCUUUUCAGUAAAGUUCCAGAGUGGAACACUGCCUUAUUUUAUGGUAAAGUGGGAAUUUCAGAACAUGCAUAUGUUAAAUGUCGAACAGCAAAAGUAUUAACUCUCACUAUAAAUCAUAGUGCUUCUUGGAGAAAAUUUGAUAGUUACCAGAAAAUCAUUAUAUUGAUACCUGAAGAUAUCAGUUGUGCACAAGGGAAGGAGAAACUGUAUUUUGUUAAUGAUUUUGUUUUUGACAGGCCACACAAAUUGUGUAGAUCCAAACCAGAAACUGUCUAGUGCCUCGAAUCCAUUAAUAUAUUUUUAGAAGUCCACUCUGUUCAGACAGAACAGACACCUGUAGGUUUAAGCAAGUGGACAGUAUGCACCACAUAAAUUUUUCUCCUGCUGUGUUGAAGACUCCAUCAGCCGUACUCCCCGCUUCUCUGCACUUUUAUCCCAAAGACCUGGUGUCUGCAGAAUCUUAAUGACAAGCUCCUCAAAGGCAUGUUGGACUCCAUCCUGUGUCUUGGCACUAGUUUCUACAGAGAGGAGAGAAAAAAAAGUUUAUGUUUUGUUUUAUUUGCAGAGAGUAUUCCUCUUUGUAAACAGCUAUUUUGGAAAACAGACAGAAGAUACUGUAAUGUAUAAACAACUGAACUUCAUCUCCUUUCUCCUUCAGAGGCAUGCCUAAUUGCGAUAAACAGAAACACAUCCCAUCAGUCUGAAGCAUCUCCUUUUUCCAUCUAGAAAAAUUCCACUAUCCCCUUUUCUCUCCACAGUAGUAAACAGAAAUUUUUCUCAGGUUGUGGUAACAAAUCUACAAAAGGAUUAAUCCAGAAAUAAGUCAGAAAACAAAGAAUGCAGAAUAUACACAUUCACUCCACUUCCUUCUCCAAAUCUUAUCAAGAGGCUUCACCUGUACGUGCCUCUUGUUUUCAAUACAGUUUUUUCCAUCUUUGCUAGCUUUGUCUUCACACUGUACAUUUUAUCGUUGGUCUAGCCAUAUUGUUUUUUAUGUAGCUGCAACAGAAACCCAGGAGUGAAAAAGAUUACCCGAGGUCUUUACUGAUAUCAGUCAGGAGGAAGAUUCCACUCUUCAGGGCUCUGAAUUAAAAAAGUCCUAACAAGGCUAAUAAUUUCAAAAGAAUAUAAAAAUCCAUGCCUACACAGUACAUGCAAUAAAUCUCACUUUCAGAAAAAAAAGUAUUCCCAACUGCAGUCAGCACACAGCAUCUUUGAAAAAAAUUAAGAUCUGUAUCCAUGCAUAUGGAACUGAUGCAGCAAAAGGAAUCCAUGUUCAUUAGCUAUAAAAAUCAACCUGAAAUGCAAUUAUACACUUAAUCCAUUCAUGCUCAGCAAUACCAAAAUAAAUAUAUAAAUAUAAAUGUUUUUGGCAAAGACUAACAUACCUAUAAAAAGCAGUGAGCGUUUCCUAGCAAACUGGAGUCCUUCUCUUCUCUCUACUUCACGAUCAGGCUGCAAGGAUGAAUGGAGAACAUGACUAAAAUAAGCUAUACUUGCCAGUUUUAAGAACUCCCUGGAAAAGCAGCACUGCAAACCUGAAGUUUUGCUGGAGAGAUAGAGAGCGGGAAAAAAAAAAAUCUGUAAAACCAUGUGGUAGUCAGUCAGUGACUGAAUUUUUCCUUUGUGCUCUAUAGUCAGUUAUUGGUGUUAGAACCAGUGGAGGGGAUCAAAGUGAACAAUAGCAACAUCGAAUCACCAGGAAUGUGCUGCUGCCUUCUGAACCAACUGGAAGGGAGGAAGGUGUAUGCCAAGAAGGAGGCUGCCAUAGUCAAAUGGCUCGAGAUGUACAUCAAAGAUGCUUGAGAAGUGAGAGAUUUGAAAAAGGACAGAGAAGGAUAACACCACCAAAAUCUCAAAACAAAAGCAGUACCAACUACUUGACAUAUGCAUGCAGCCAGAUAAACACCAUUCAGCUAGGUCGGGAUAGCCGCACUGGAAACCUCUUGUAGUCAACCAAGACUGAAAUACAUCAUCUCACCAUGAAACAGGCAUUUCGGAUGCUUCAAGCCAUCCCAGAAACGCUCAGAGAGCAAUGCAUCUAGUGUCCACACAGACACACACUCUAAUAGCCAUCUCAAGGUAAGAGCAGAAUUCUUCCUCCUCCUCCCCCCAUCUGUUGAAAACACAUGGUCUGCUCAAAAAGAAGUUGUUAUGUUGUUGCACUGCAGUUAACUUCACUGGCAUUUAUCUUCAGCAGCUUAGGCAGAACAUUUUGCUAUCUUCUUUUAAGACAAUUUCUCUCUCAUUAAUUGCAUCUUUCUGGGACAGUUUCCAUUAAAUUCUUAAGAAGAUCUGCUUCUAAAAUGAGGUAGUAAAUGAAGAAGAUGGAGCCUGCUCCACCUGGCUCCCUCAGUUACAGAACAUAUCACCACCUUACAUAAUAGAAGUGUAACUUUCAGAGCUUAUCUCAUGUUUAUGCUCCGUUAUGACUGAGUAUUCAGUGGAAGCAUGUAAGAUGAUGCAUUGCCAAACUGACCUUAUCAGUUUUAUUGCCAACUAACAUCUUCACAAUGUUGCUUCUGGUGGUGUACGUUUCCAGCUCAUUCAGCCAGCUCUCUAGUCCUGUGAAAGUGUCUUUUCUUGUAACAUCAUACACU
This is a messenger RNA of Dromaius novaehollandiae (emu), 15549 nucleotides long. RefSeq names its product MAGUK p55 scaffold protein 3 (gene MPP3). Gene Ontology annotation, cellular component: cell-cell junction; plasma membrane. Bases 464 to 2227 code for a protein of 587 amino acids. Gene Ontology annotation, molecular function: protein binding. The transcript has 20 exons. The record is from RefSeq and is a predicted model, not a curated record. Lineage: Eukaryota; Metazoa; Chordata; Aves; Casuariiformes; Dromaiidae.